Messenger RNA from Prorocentrum cordatum, 538 nucleotides. The record is from the annotation of a GenBank genome assembly. Lineage: Eukaryota; Dinophyceae; Prorocentrales; Prorocentraceae.
GACGGGGGCGAUCAGCCUGAAGUUCGAUGAGAAGUUCCAGGCGGCGAAAAAGAAGACGGCCAAGGACCAACAGGAGGAGGCCAAGAGGUCAGCCGCAGCCAGCGAGGUGACGAUCUAUGACAGUGAUAUCGAGACGGCCCUGGUGGAGUUCGAGUGGACCAAGAGCCCGCGGAUAGUGAUCAAGAUGCCGCUGAGCACGUUGGCGCAAGGAACCUUCAGCAUGAUGAUGUCGUUGAUGGUCGCAGCGUCCAUAUGCUGCGUGAUCUGCAAGGUUUCGCAGAAGGCGACGAAGGCCCCGGACGCGCCAGAACCCGAGCCAGAGAAGGCGAGGGAACAGACCAAGGCCCAGAAGGAGAGGAUGAUGGAGCUGAGCGCCAUCAUGUGGGACGUCGGCUGCCUAGGUCCCGUGCGCUGCGCGAGCGUUGGUCUACCGGAUGGACACUGCGGACAGCGCAAGCAUGUGACGAACGGUUUUCGACGAGGCUUGGAGAUUGCCCGCGAGCUGCACGCGGCGCAGCAGAAGCCGCGCAGUGAGUGA